AUGAACCUGGACCCUUUAACGUUUAGCUUAUCGCAAAUCAAUUAUCUCGUUAUAAAUUUAACAAAGAAGAACUUUAAGCAGACGAAUCAAGAGUUGUCUCAGAUUGUCAGUCUAUAUGGCUUGGAAGCAGAAAAUCAGUUGCUGAGAUGUUUACUCACCGAGGCAGCAAAAGCUUCUUGGGACUCUGAUCGCUCAGGGUCAUCAGUUAGCAGUGUCCAUGCUUCACUGCUUGCACAGCAUCUGGCUUCUCUGCUGAACCACCCAGCAAAGUCAACUGUUGUUUGUCGGGCGGUCGAUUUUCCUAAUCGUUCUCUACAGAAGUUAUUGAAACCAUCUAACACAUUACUCAAUCGCCUUUCAAGAUUGCUGAAGUUGACAACAGCCGAAGAUGUUACAUUCUCAUUAGUGCUGAGACGGCACUCCUCGAAGCCUGAAAUCAUAUGUGUAGCUAAACAGCAUUUGAAGAAAAGAUUUUUGGAUCUUGUACAGUGUUAUUUGGACGCAGAGCGUGGACAUCAAGUGGAGCGCGCGGGCCUUCAGGAAUGCAGCCCUGAAGUUUUGCAAACUCUGCUUACUAGUCUCUCGUACGAGAAUUUUCGCUUAGCACCAGUGACGAGGGACUUAUUUCUGAAACGUUUACGUGUCGACUUUCCUCGUGAGGUGGUUCCAAUAGUUCUAGCUCCAUUGCUGUAUCCCGACGAUACACAGACACCACUGCUGGAAAUGAGCACAGCUGACGACAUGGCAGCCGCAAUGAUGGACAAUUCACUUGCGGAAAUCAUCCGAGACAUCGGUUACAAUUUCACGACCUCCGUUGAGGAUUGCAAGAACAACAUGUUGAACUUUGGCGCGCGGGAGCCCACCGCUAUAGAUGUGGCCCGGAUUAUUUCCAUGAUGGUGCGCUACCAUGUGACCUUACCGGAAGGACCACAAAUACAAACACCCGGUAACUUCUGGAUGAACCAUGAGGUGAAAAAGGAUGCGAUACCGCACGGACAUGGCGAAUCGUGGAAUGCCGAGGUGUUUGUGCAGACCCUCAAAGAGCUGGCGUCCAAUUUAAACUGGAAAGAAGUCAUUUUGCAACUGGAUCAUCCAGAAUUCAUUGUCACUGACCGACAGGGGCUGAGCUUGCUGUUCACAAUUUUACGCCUGGGCCUCCAAAGCGCGGGGUACCCGUCUAAUAUUUUCCCUGUGGAGUAUUUGUGUCGCAGGUGGACCAAUUUAGAAGGACAGAUGAGUUUGAUCUCUAAUAUUCUAAAAUUCCCCGAUGUAUUUAGCAUUGCCGAUUAUCCUUUCCAUCCUGUGUCUAUUGAUAUUCUAAAGUCACCGCCCGAAACUGACAACAAGGAGAUAGCAACGUGGCGGUGCCUGUAUUUGGUAGAGCUGUUGUUGUAUGCUUCUGAGCGUGGAUACUACAUGCAAGUCCAUGAGCUGUUCAAGUUCCCGCUGCAACAUUGCCCCGACAUUUUGAUGCUUGCCCUGUUGCAAAUUAGCGCGCCAAUAACCAUGUUUAGGCAAGAACUGCUGUCGACACUGAUACCUAUAUUCUUGGGCAACCACCCCAACUCCGGUAUCAUAUUGCAGCAUGCAUGGCACACGCAGAACCCCAACAUAAAACCGAUUGUUAUGCAUGCGAUGGCGGAAUGGUACAUACGAGGUGACAGCGACCAGUCCAAAUUGUCAAGGAUAUUAGAUGUGGCUCAAGAUCUCAAAGCCCUGUCGUCGCUCCUGAACGUGCAGUCUUUUCCUUUCGUAAUCGACUUGGCAUGCCUUGCCUCGCGUAGGGAAUAUCUCAAGCUGGACAAAUGGUUGACCGACAAAAUAAGGGACCACGGCGAAACAUUCGUCUCCGCCAUGGUGAAGUUCUUACAGAGGAGAUGUCCACAGAUGAUUGGAAAAGUACCCGAGGAGCAACUACCGAAAGCCGCUCAGCUACCCCACGAAACUAUAGCCACAAUGCUGACGUGUCUGCAACUGUGCAUACCAAAUGUCAUGCAGGAGCUGCAGGAAGCGAUAUAUAACGUCAUAACGAACUGUCAGACAUUGCUCAUCAGCAAGACGAGACAAACGAUUACGGGCAUCAUUCGCCCACACACGAGAGUCAUCGAAACCCCAUUCAACCCGGCCGGUUUGGGUGGGCAGAUUUUCACUCCGCACGUCGAUUCGAUCGCCAGUUUGACUCCGAACGUCGCGAACAUGACGCUAGGCGCACCCGCGAACACUGCGUUCGCAAUGCCGGGAACACUAGGGCCGCUGAUCACCGCCCCGGGCUCCCCAUCCCGAUUGAUGGGCCCUGGGCCGAACAGCCCGUUCCCCAUGAUGUCCCUUCAGCACAACCCCAAUCUCGUCAACAUGGGCGCGUUGCGAAUGGCGCAGGUACCAACUAUGGACAAGCCCCGCUUACCGGACCCUAUACAUUUUCCGGAAAUAAUGCACAACGUCUCGAAGGAAAUCGAAGACGAAGCCAACGGUUACUUCCAGCGCAUUUACAACCAUCCACCGCACCCCACCCUGUCAAUAGACGAGGUGCUUGACAUGCUGAAAAGGUUCCAAGAUUCCCCGAACAAGAGGGAAAGAGAGGUAUUCUCGUGCAUGCUCAGAAAUCUCUUUGAGGAAUACAAAUUCUUCCCACAGUAUCCAGACAAAGAGCUGCACAUAACCGCCCAACUUUUCGGUGGCAUAAUCGAGAAGGGCCUUGUUCCUAGUUACGUUUCCCUAGGUCUAGCACUGCGAUUUGUUCUCGACGCUCUUCGGAAACCGGAGGGCUCUAAGAUGUACUACUUCGGUAUUGCCGCUCUAGAUAGAUUCAAGUCGCGCUUGAAGGACUAUCACAAGUACUGCGAGCACGUUCGGGCAAUACCACAUUUUAGCGAGUUCCCUCCCCAUCUAAUUGAGUACAUCGAAUAUGGGCUGCAGAGUCAAGAGCCGCCCACAAAGCCGCAGGGCGCUGUAUUGCCGGCGAGCCUAGCCGCCAUGCUGAGCCAGAACGCAGUCGUAACAGUAUCGGCACCGUACAGGACCGUUGUCGGCGCUCCGAACCCAAUUUCGGUCAUGUCGAAAGUUGCCAACUGCGUUACUGGCGGCAUCGGCAGCCGGCCAUCCAUCGCCAACGCUACCAACAUAGACACGCUCCUCACGGCGACAGACAGGGAAGAGAAGAUCAACGCCCCGCCAGAGGCCAUACAGGAUAAGACAGCAUUCAUUUUCAAUAACCUAAGCCAGCUCAACCUCCAAACUAAAUGCGAAGAACUAAGAGAAAUUCUCACUGAAGAAUAUUACCCGUGGCUUUCUCAAUAUCUAGUUAUGAAGAGGGCUUCAAUUGAGCUUAACUUUCACGCUCUCUACUCCAAUUUUCUUGACGUUCUCAAAGCGCGAGAAGUCAAUAAAAUGGUGACAAAAGAGACGUACCGUAACAUCAAAGUGUUGUUGCGCUCCGACAAAGGCAUAGCUAACUUCUCUGACCGAUCUCUGCUGAAGAACCUCGGCCAUUGGUUAGGCAUGCUGACAUUGGCUCGCAAUCAACCGAUUCUUCAUGUAGAUAUUGACCUCAAAGCACUGCUACUUGAAGCUUACCACAAAGGCCAGCAAGAGUUACUUUAUGUCGUGCCGUUUGUUGCCAAAGUCCUGGAAUCGUGCGCUAAAAGCGUUGUUUUUAAGCCGCCCAAUCCAUGGACUAUGGCCCUGAUGAACGUCCUGGCCGAACUGCAUCAAGAACCCGACUUGAAGUUGAAUUUGAAGUUUGAAAUAGAAGUGCUUUGUAAAAACCUUAGCUUGGACAUAGCGGAACUGAAGCCCACCCUAUAUUUGAAGGACCCCGAGAAGCAUAGGCUGAUCGAGUUCCAACUUUCCCAGCCGAAGCUGAACAAGGAACAACAGCAACAGCAACAACAGCAGCAGCAACAGCAGCAGCAGCAGCAGCAACAACAACAGCAACAACAACAACAGCAGCAGCAGCAGCAGCAGCAACCGCCGCUGCCGCCGCCCAACAUAAUUCCCGUGAACCAGGCGUUAGUGCAGCCGCCACAGAUGCAGAUGAUGCCGCCGCCGAUGAUGCCGCCCGACGACAUGAGCAUCGCGCCGCCGCCGCUGGGCGGAGCCCUGCUAGCGGACCCGGCCUUCAUGGGCGUCCUCGGCAUCCCGGAGCCCAGAUUCAACUACCUCGACGUGAACGUGUCCUCCACGUCCGCCUUCGGGCAGAAGAUCUGCUUCAACCCCCACAUAAUCCUAUUCCAGAACUACCCGCAUCUCAAGCAGUUCGUGAAGCCCGCCAUCGAGCGCUCGAUCCAGGAGUGGAUCCACCCGGUGGUCGACCGCUCGAUAAAGUACGCGCUUACCACUUGCGAGCAGAUCAUCCGCAAGGACUUCGCCUUCGAUCCGGACGAGGUGCGCAUGCGGACCUGCGCUCACCACAUGAUGCGCAACCUCACCGCCGGCAUGGCGAUGAUCACGUGCCGCGAGCAGAUCGUCAGCACCAUCAGCACCAACCUGAAGGCGGCCUUCAUCACGGCGCUAAUGCCCAACACACCACAGCAGAAGGAAUUAGUAGAGAGUGCCGCCGCCGUUUUAGCGACCGACAACAUGGAGCUCGCGUGCGCGUUCAUCCAGAAGACCGCAGUGGAGAAGGCACUGCCGGAGCUCGAUAAGAGGCUGAUGAACGACUACGAGAUGAGGAAGCAAGCGAGGCUCGAGAACCGGCGCUACUUCGACCCGAUGGUGCUCACGUACCAGACGGAGAACAUACCGGAGAGGGUACGUCUACGCGUGGGCGGCCCCACCGACAUGCAGAUCGCGGUGUACGAAGAGUUCGCGUGCAACAUACCCGGCUUUAUGCCGGUGCGCGACGCUGGCAUGUUCAUGCCGAAGCCCUCGGCGCAAGAGCAGAUGCCCCAGAUGACGUACAGCCAAGUGAUGAACCCCACCCAGGUGUACGGCACCGACGAGAUGGGCGGCCUGAUCACAGCCGCCGAGGUGUUCCUCUCGAACGCGCUCGCCGCCCAGACCUUCACGGUGCAGGCGAACAACAUGCACACACUCCUCGAGUGCCUGAUAAUGGCGAGGAGGAAUCGCGACAUCGUCUCCGGCUGCACACUGCUGCAAAGGGCAGUUGAGGGCCUGCUCGACGGCCACAUCGUCCAGCCCGGCGUCAACACGGAACACAUGGAGAUGAUGACAAGGUACAGGGACAUUCACCUGCGCGUCCUCAAACUGCUGGAGGACGCGAGGGUCUACGGCCACGUUUGGACCACGAAGCAGAUCACCUGCUGCCUCACCGAGUGCAGGGACGAACUGAGAUACAACAUCGAAGCUGUCGACUGCCUCAUAAGGAACCACCUCAUCAAUAUGCCACAAUACGACCUUGCGCUCGCUCACCUGAUGGACAACGGCAACAACUACGUGGCGGUGGCGUUCGCCAUGCAACUGGUGCAGCUGUACCUGGUCGACGACCGGAACAAUAUAUUCGUGAACGAGUCCGACCUGUACCACACCACGGAGACGUUGGUGCGCAUCAUGACGCACUCGAGACAGCCCCCGGAGGGGCUGGCGGCCCUCAUCGAGACCCUGCGCAUCAACCAGGACCCGAGCGCUUACCUCGGCGAGAGGAUGCCCUUGGGGCCCACCGCCCACAUCCACGCGGGCAUGAUGCAAGUCAGGGCGCGCGAAUACGACGACCCACCAGGUCUGCAGGAGAAGACCGAGGGUCUACUGCGCGAGUGGAGGAACGUGCUGAUGAGCCCGCUCACCGACAUCGAGGUCGGGCAGAACUUCAACAUCUACGUGCACCGAAUGAACAUGAACGGCCUGCUGAAAACGGACGACAUGGUCACCCGUUUCUUCCGCAUUGCGACGCAGAUGUGCAUAGAGCACGUGUACCAGCUGCUCAACGAGGACAGGGUCAACCCGCCCCAGGUGCCCCCGAAGCGCGAGAAGUACUACACGAUGUGCGACUCCUUCAUCAAGCUGGUCUCCAUACUGAUUAAGAACACGGCCGACGCCGGCAACCCCACGCCGAAACUCAACCUGCUGAACAAGAUCCUGGGCAUAAUCGCCGGCUGCCUUUUACAAGACCACGACGAGCCCGGAAAUAACUUCCAGCAGCUGCCGUACCACCGCCUGCUGCUCAUCCUGUUCCUGGACAUGAACAUGGCCGAACCUGUUUUAGAAUCUAUGAAUUACCAGGUUCUCACCGCGUUCUGCCACACGCUGCGCAUAAUACGCCCAAGCGUCGCUCCGGGCUUCUGCUACGCGUGGCUGGAAAUUGUAGCUCACAGGGCGUUCAUUAAUAGGGUUCUCGCUGUAACACCUCAGCAGAAGUUAUACCAUUGUUUCAACCAGGGCUGGGGAAUGUACUCAACGCUGCUCAUAGACCUGUUCAAAUUCCUGGACCCAUUCCUAAGGAACACGGAACUAGCCGCGCCCGUCAUGACGCUGUACAAGGGCACGCUCAAAGUGCUCCUCGUGCUGCUUCACGACUUCCCAGAGUUCCUAUGCGACUACCAUUCGGGCUUCUGCGACGAGAUACCGCCCAACUGCAUACAAAUGAGGAACCUAAUACUGUCCGCGUUCCCGCGCAACAUGCGCUUGCCCGACCCAUUCACGCCCAACCUGAAAGUGGACCUGCUCCCCGAGAUAGCGCUGCCGCCCCGCGCCGUUAUCAACUACGCCACGAUCAUCCCCUCCACACAGUUCAAGACGGACCUCGACGCUUAUCUGAACGCCCGGGCGCCCGUCACCUUCCUAUCGGAGCUGAGGGGCAACAUGCAGGUGGUGACCGACAAGGGGCGCAAAUACAACAGCCAGCUGAUAAACGCCGUGGUGCUGUACGUGGGCACACAGGCGAUCGCAUUCAUACGCGCCAAGGGCCAGACCCCGAACAUGUCGACGAUAGCGCACUCCGCCCACAUGGACAUAUUCCAGAACUUCACCGUCGACUUCGACUACGAGGGGCGCUACCUGUUCCUGAACGCGAUCGCGAACCAGCUUCGCUACCCGAACAGCCACACGCACUACUUCAGCUGCUGCCUGCUCUACCUGUUCGCGGAGGCCAACUCGGAAGCGGUGCAGGAGCAAAUCACCAGGAUGCUGCUCGAGAGGCUCAUCGUGAACCGCCCCCACCCGUGGGGCCUGCUGAUCACCUUCAUCGAGCUGAUCAAGAACCCCGUCUACAAGUUCUGGACGCACGACUUUGUCCACUGCGCGCCGGAGAUCGAGAAGCUGUUCGCGUCUGUGGCGCGCUCGUGCAUCGCCGAGAAGGCGCCUCCGGGCGGCGGGGAGCUGCCCGAG
Messenger RNA from Iphiclides podalirius (scarce swallowtail), 7281 nucleotides. The record is from the annotation of a GenBank genome assembly. Lineage: Eukaryota; Metazoa; Arthropoda; Insecta; Lepidoptera; Papilionidae.